AUGCCUGGUCUGGAAAUCCCAGGUGAAUUCUUGCGUCAUGCUAUCCUCGAUACAGUCGUGCCCCAUGCCCCGGCACUUGACAUUGAGGGCGCCCUAAGUUCAGCCCUGGAAGACGGAGCUGAUGAUCUCCCCUCAGUCCUCUCAUCAAUCCCUCAACGGUCUCUAUUGUUCUUUGAGACGACCCUGAAACACUACUUGCCACGACUUGAACUCAAGCUCGAUGUCUUUGCCGUGGAUCCAGCGGAAUCAGUUGGCGAGAAUACAACGCCAACUCGAGAUAUAAUAUUCUCGGGUGUUGUCAGCGGAGAGGAGGAUCCCCUGGUGGUCUUUAAUGAAUUCGAGGGCGAUGAAGGUAGCGGGAACCAUGUCUAUUUGGUUUGGAACAUUGAAACUAUACUGAGGCGUCCCCGUAUUCGAAUCCAACAUCCGUCACUCUUAUUCAUUGCCUCGGCCAGUCUGAAUCCCGCUGAUGGUCGCCGUCAAGAGGAUUCAGAGGAUGACUAUCUCCCCUCGCUCGUCCCAGCAUCGACAAAUAUGCUGCAAUCUCUAUCUAUCGACAAAUCUUUCAAUCAUAAAGAGCCCUUCCUCCCUGCUUCCAGACUGUUGAGGGUUGUACCGACGACGUAUAACGAGGACCCAAUUUACAAUAUCCAGCAACAACAUGGCCAUCCCUUCCGCGUUGUGCCCGCUGCAAGUGCAAGGAUUCGAUACUCCCGGCUGAGCUCCUACACUGGUAUACCAAUGACCGUGGCCAGUCUUGACUUUGAGGUCACCCCUUAUCUGACUUGCGAGGUCUCCUUUGACAAAGCGAAUCUUCAGCUGUCCGAGGGAACGAUCGAGUCGCUGUCAGACACACCGGGCCUUACUCUCCCUAUUUCUUGCCGUCCGCGAGAUGAUGUGACCCUCAUGUAUAAACUCACGCCGGAAUAUGGCCCAGAGACCAAUCCAUCAUCUACCGCGUUGGUGAGCACACUAGACAUAGCUCUCGAGGCAAUAAUCCUUGUGGAUGAUGACUGCAAACCACGUAUCUCGAUGCAGUGGAGAACUAACGUCGACUUUUCAGUCGCCUUAAAUCCGACUUAUGGGGGGCCCAGUCCAGCUCUGCAAAGGACCAACCGCCCUACCAGUCUAUCAGUGUCAACUCAAGUGGGCGUGACCCCUUCUCAUCGAAGUUCAUUACGAGAACGAGCAUAUUCGGUCACUGACGUGGGUAUCACAAUCUCCUUCUCUGGACCUGUUCGUGUGCAGGUGGGCUCCGUCUUCACUUGGCACGUUUUUAUUGUCAAUCGAUCAAAUGUUCCUCGGAAAUUUGCCUUGAUUGCCAUCCCCAAGCGGAAACGCGUGGACCCACGAGGACACGUUGCUCGGCCUUCAUCGUCAUCUAUCGCCAGCCGGAAGGAGGACCAGGUGGCCGAAGCAGUAACUGACGAUAAUAUCGUACAUGCGAGGCAGAAGAGUGUUGCUGGCCAGGAAGUGGAGCUGAUCAGCUUGAGCACGGAUAUUCGUGUGGGCCCUCUCCUUCCAGGAACUUGCCACUCGACCGAACUAAAGCUUCUUCCUCUGGCUACAGGCCCACUUCAUUUGGAGGCUGUUCGGCUUGUUGAUGUGAACACGAACGAAACGACUGAUAUCCGAGAUCUUCCGGACAUUUUGGCGGAUGAUCAGCCUCGCUCUAGUUAA
Molecule: messenger RNA, 1680 nt
Organism: Penicillium griseofulvum
Lineage: Eukaryota; Fungi; Ascomycota; Eurotiomycetes; Eurotiales; Aspergillaceae
Product: TRAPP trafficking subunit Trs65 domain-containing protein
Exons: 4
Coding region: 1-1680 (559 amino acids)
Biological process (GO): intra-Golgi vesicle-mediated transport
Cellular component (GO): TRAPPII protein complex; trans-Golgi network
Source: RefSeq, a predicted model, not a curated record